Penicillium argentinense is the source of this 2055-nucleotide messenger RNA. RefSeq lists its product as uncharacterized. Gene Ontology annotation, molecular function: DNA binding; histone binding. Gene Ontology annotation, biological process: positive regulation of DNA-templated transcription. Lineage: Eukaryota; Fungi; Ascomycota; Eurotiomycetes; Eurotiales; Aspergillaceae. Gene Ontology annotation, cellular component: SWI/SNF complex. The transcript has 3 exons. Bases 1 to 2055 code for a protein of 684 amino acids. The record is from RefSeq and is a predicted model, not a curated record.
AUGGAUGACACUUCUCUCAACCAGUCUACGGCACCUGAGAAUGCUCAGCCCGUAACCGGCGCAGAAGGCUCCGCGAGCAUCACGAAUGCAGGCAGUGCCUCCGAAUCGCAAUCGCGCCAAGAGUCCCCCGAGAAGAAGUACGAGAAUACCACCGGAUCGGACAACCCUCUUGAUGCUCCUGCCUCGCCCAAGGGACAGAACGGCGAUGGCGAACCGGAGGAUGAGGAGAUGGGCGGCACCGAGACCGAGACGAAGCGCGAUACCGAGGGCUUGGAAGAUGCGGCCGGCGAGUCGCAACCUCCUGAGCAGGCUGGUGAGGGCCUUGAAGAUGCCGUUGGUGAAGAUCAACCCGCGCCAAGCAAGUCUUCCUUGGAGGCUGCUGCUCGGGAGCAGCUUGUUACGCAGACCCAUGCCAUCAUUCUUCCUAGCUACGCGACAUGGUUCGAUAUGAACACCAUUCACGAGAUUGAGAAGAAGGCUCUCGCCGAGUUUUUCAAUGCCCGUAACCGCAGCAAGACCCCGGCUACCUACAAGGACUACCGUGACUUCAUGAUCAACACUUACCGUUUGAACCCUAUCGAAUACUUGACUGUCACUGCUUGCCGUCGUAACUUAGCGGGUGAUGUCUGUGCUAUCAUGCGAAUUCACUCUUUCCUUGAGCAGUGGGGUCUUAUUAACUACCAGGUUGAUCCUCAAUCCCGCCCCUCCAACAUCGGACCCCCAUUCACCGGCCACUUCCGCGUCAUCGCCGAUACUCCGCGAGGACUGCAACCUUUCCAGCCUGGGCCGAACCCCGCUGUCACCGCGGGCAAGACUCUGCCCGCCACUGACCGCGCCGCCUCUGCGACCCCUGCAACCAAGGGCGAGGGACUCGACCUGCGCCGCAACAUCUUCGACGACAAGGGCAAGGAUGUUACCCCAUCGACCGAGGACAAGCAAACCAACGGUGACGGUACAAAUGGCAUCGAGCAGGAGCCUAAGAAGAAGUCGCACUGCUUCUCUUGCGGUAUUGACUGCACAAGACUUCGUUUCCACUAUGCCAAGUCUGCGCCCACAUCAACAAACCCCAACGCCCCCGACGCGAAAUAUGAUUUGUGCCCCAACUGCUUCUUGCAGGGCCGCAUGCCCUCCAGCCAUAAUGCCUCCGACUUCGUGAAACUCGAGGAUAAGAGCCACAGCCACGUCCCAGACAAGGACGCUCCGUGGUCAGAUUCAGAGCUGUUGCUUCUGCUGGAGGGUCUGGAGAACUUCGACGAUAAUUGGGAGCAAAUUGCUAAUCACGUCGGCACACGAACUCGCGAAGAGUGCGUGAUGAAGUUCCUCUCCCUCGAGAUUGAGGACAAGUAUAUUGAAGAUAUUCCCGAACUCGGCGCUCGCUCUGGCCGCGAUCCCAUCAACCAAUCUGAGAACCCUGUCCUCUCCGUCGUUGCCUUCCUUGCCCAAAUGGCCGAGCCCGCUGUUGCCGCCGCCGCUGCCGGUCGCUCCGUUGAAGAGAUCCGCAAGGAGCUCCGCAGCCAAUUGGAGAAGGGCGAUGGUAAGGGCAAGGACGUCAAGGCCGAGUCCGACUCCAUGGAUGUCGACCCCGUCCGCGAGGCCGAGCAGACCGCCGAGAAGCCGAAGGAGUCUGUCUCAACCGUUGCGAUGGCCGCCUCCGCCGCGCGAGCCGGUGCUCUUGCCUCGCAUGAAGAGCGAGAAAUGACCCGCCUCGUCGGCGCCGCCGUGAACGUUACCUUGCAGAAGUUUGAGAUCAAGCUCCAGCAGUUCAACGAGAUGGAGGAGAUCAUUGAGGCCGAGCGUCGUGAGCUUGAACAGGCUCGUCAGCAACUCUUCCUGGACCGAAUGGCAUUUAAGAAACGCGUUAAGGAGGCCCAGGACGCUUUGCAGACCGUGUCGCUUCAGGGCCCGAAUGAGCACACCAAUACCAUGCUUGCUAGUGCCGCCACAGCGGGCAUUGGGAACCAUUAUAGCUUCCAGCCCGUUGGUGGUGACUUGCGAGCUGGGGCUCAGCCUCUCAGUGCCGAGGCGGGCGCAGACUUUAAGUCGCUUGAUCUGUGA